This is a messenger RNA of Anopheles maculipalpis, 963 nucleotides long. Its product is annotated as inactive hydroxysteroid dehydrogenase-like protein 1. Bases 1 to 963 code for a protein of 320 amino acids. Gene Ontology annotation, molecular function: oxidoreductase activity. Gene Ontology annotation, cellular component: endoplasmic reticulum. The transcript is spliced from 2 exons. The record is from RefSeq and is a predicted model, not a curated record. NCBI's taxonomy places the organism in Eukaryota, Metazoa, Arthropoda, Insecta, Diptera, Culicidae.
AUGCUGCUUAUUUGUCUAGCGCUUGCUCUGAUCGGAACCUACUGUUCUAUCUGCUGGUUGUACGAUAAUCUCCGAACGCCCGUAUCACUUCUCCUGCACGGCCUACUGCAGACUCUUCUACCAAAACAAACGUUUACCGAAAAGUACGGAGAAUGGGCUGUUAUCACCGGUGCGUCGGACGGAAUCGGGAAGGGCUACGCGGACUAUCUCGCCCAAAAGCGCAUGAACAUUGUGCUGAUUGCUAGAAACGAGCAGAAAUUAAACCGUGUGGCUACCGAACUCACCCGGAAGUACCCGAUCAGAACGAAAAUUGUCGUUGCGGACUUUACCGAAAGGCAGGAAGCCCUGUACGACCAUCUUGCCCAGGAAUUGCUGCCACUGGAUGUUGGUAUUCUGGUGAAUAAUGUCGGGUUGUCAUACGAGCGUGCCAUGUGCGUUGAUGAGUUGCCCAGGAAAACUGUAUGGGAUCUCCUAACCGUGAAUGUAGCAUCGGUUACGCUGCUUUGCCAUAUGUUGGUGCCAUCAAUGAAGCAGCGUCGCAGAGGAUUAAUUGUUAACAUCUCAUCCCUUUCGGCUUCAGCUCCUGCUCCGUAUCUUACGGUUUAUUCAGCAUCUAAGGUUUACGUCCGUAAUUUCUCAAUGGCACUGCGGGAAGAGUUGCAUCCUUUCAGUGUCCAGGUACAGACAGUUUUGCCCGGUUUUGUCCGCACAAAUAUGACAGCGUUUGUUGCAACCGAGCAUAAAGAGAGACAAGUCUCGAGGCAUCUGGUGCAGGUGGAUGAUUACCUACGAUACGCAGGUUUCACAAUCGGCAAAACAGAUCGCACUUGUGGUUACUGGACGCACGGGCUGCAGUACGCCGGGCUGAAGCUCGUACCGGAAUGGGUCGGCUUGUUUGUGAUGAAGACGAUAUACAAGAGUUUGCGAGUCCAAGCGGUCGGAGGUGUUGAGAAAGAUGAUUAA